This is a messenger RNA of Jaculus jaculus (lesser Egyptian jerboa), 882 nucleotides long. RefSeq names its product taste receptor type 2 member 14-like. NCBI's taxonomy places the organism in Eukaryota, Metazoa, Chordata, Mammalia, Rodentia, Dipodidae. The coding region runs from base 1 to 882 and encodes 293 amino acids. Gene Ontology annotation, molecular function: G protein-coupled receptor activity; bitter taste receptor activity. Gene Ontology annotation, biological process: sensory perception of taste; detection of chemical stimulus involved in sensory perception of bitter taste; G protein-coupled receptor signaling pathway. Gene Ontology annotation, cellular component: membrane. The transcript has a single exon. The record is from RefSeq and is a predicted model, not a curated record.
AUGGGAAGUUUAGGAAAUGGAUUCAUAGUCCUGGUGAACUGCAUGGACUGGGUCAAGAGGAGGAAGCUCUCUUCAGCAGAUAAGAUCCUCACUGCUCUGGCCGUCUCCAGGAUUGCUAUGCUUUGCUUGGUACUCAUAAGUCUGCUGGUAACUAUGUUACACCCAGGUUUGUUGACUUCAAAAAUGGUCAGAGUGACUGAUGUUAUCUGGACAGUGACCAAUCAUUUUAACCUCUGGCUCACUACCAGCCUCAGUAUCUUUUAUUUUCUCAAGAUAGCCACAUUUUCAAACUCUAUUUUUCUUUACCUAAAGUGGAGAGUUAAAAGGGUAACUUCAGUGACAUUACUGGUGUCUCUGCUUAUCUUGUUUUUGGAUAUUCUCAUUACACACAAGUACCAUAACAUCAGGGAUGGUGGAUCCAAAGGGACUAAGCCUACUGGUUCCAGUUCAAGGAACUCUACAGAGUCUUCUAAAGCUCUCUUAGUUACCCACUCUGUGUUCAUGUUGGUGCCGUUCACCGUGUCCAUGAUGGCUUUUCUGUUGCUCAUCUUCUCCCUCUGGCGACAUCUGAAGCAGAUGCAGAUCACCAUGACAGGACCUAGAGAUGCCAGCACCACUGCCCAUGUGAAAGCCUUGCUCACUGGCAUUGCCCUCCUGUUUCUGCAUGCCAUCUUCUCAGUCUCUCUUGUCAUAGAAAUAUCAAGCUUUGACUUGCUGGAGGAGAGUCUGAUCAUUUUAAUAGAACAUGCCACUGGGAUAGCUUUUCCUUCUAGCCACUCAUUUGUCCUGAUUCUGGGAAACAGUAAGCUGAGACGGGCCUCUCUUUCUGUGCUGUGGCAGCUGACAUGCUGGUCAAAAGAUAGGGAGCCCUCAGCCCACUAA